Molecule: messenger RNA, 180 nt
Organism: Suillus subaureus
Lineage: Eukaryota; Fungi; Basidiomycota; Agaricomycetes; Boletales; Suillaceae
Exons: 1
Coding region: 1-180 (59 amino acids)
Source: RefSeq, a predicted model, not a curated record
AUGUAUGCAAUGCUUGACCAUGCCCAUCUGCCCUAUAAUCUGUGGGGUAAAGCUGCUUUAUGUGCUGGAUACCUCUUCAAUCACAGCAAAUCACAUGCUCUAGAGCCCAGUACUACAUCUUUUGAGAUGCUGCAUGGUAAAAAGCCUGACAUUUCACACCUCCAAGUAUUUGGUGCAUGA